Molecule: messenger RNA, 1331 nt
Organism: Penaeus vannamei (Pacific white shrimp)
Lineage: Eukaryota; Metazoa; Arthropoda; Malacostraca; Decapoda; Penaeidae
Product: interferon regulatory factor 4
Biological process (GO): regulation of transcription by RNA polymerase II; immune system process
Cellular component (GO): nucleus
Molecular function (GO): RNA polymerase II cis-regulatory region sequence-specific DNA binding; DNA-binding transcription factor activity, RNA polymerase II-specific
Source: RefSeq, a predicted model, not a curated record
UUCUAUCGGGAUCCACUCGCAGAUACAGAUCUCUCUCUCUCUCUCUCUCUCUCUCUACCUGCCUUCCUCGCUGUCUCUUCUUCUCUUAUUCGCACUUUGUGUUUCUGUAAUUCGCACGAGGUAUUUGUUUGCUUCAUUGGAGUUGUUUCGGAAUCUCGGAUCUCGCUGCUUCACUGCUUCGGAUAACUCGUCGGUCUAAGGUCGCCAUGCCGCCAUCUUUCACCAAUGUCCCGAUGGAUCUGUCCAUGAAAUCGCGCCGAAAGCUCCGUCUGGAGGAGUUCCUGCGCCAGAACCUGGACGAGGCUCCUGCAGGGCGCGUGAUCGAGUGGGUGGACCGCGCCAAGGGCAUCUUCAGGAUUCUGUGGACGCACCAGAGCUCGGGGGCAUUCACGCAUGACGACGCUGCCCUCUUUCGCUACUGGGCUCUUGCUCGGGGAAAACCAUCCAACCUGUCUUCAGUGGAGCUAAAGCAGAGUCUGCGAAUGGCCCUGAAUAAGUCGCCUUCAGUAGAGCGCAUAGAGAUGACACAUGACGAAUAUCGAUACUUCAGGUUCACAGCGUGGUCCUCGGCCAAGUCCUCCUCCCGCCCCGUCCCCGUCGCCUCCUCGCAUUCCUACGACAUCGCCGCCGACUUCGCCUCCUCCAGCCCCAAGGUCCGGAAGGUCCAGGACCCCGAGGACGCCCUCCCGCCCACGAGGGAACACCGGCCUCUCCUCAGGGACCUUCUAACCCAGCCCGACACGACCGCCUACGACCCCUACUCCUCCAAGAGGGUCGUCAGCCCCCCUGCCAGCACCGCGUCGAGUGAGGACGCGCUGUCGUGGUGUUCCGGGCCCGAGGACACGGCUCCGCGGUACGCCUUCGAACCCCCCACGACCUGUCCCGUGAGAGACGACCCCAGCCCGCCCGAGAUGGACGACUACUUCGGCCGCCGCGUCCCCACGAAGGACGACCUCCCGCCAAGGAGCAUCGCCCUGCGCACCGACCUGUACGACCCGACCGCCAAGACCGACCCCUACCACCUCUACCUGCACGGCCACAGCUACGACCUCGCCGAGAAACCGAAGCACUACGACCCCUGGACCGCUUGCUCCCCGCGCGAGAACAGUGAGGUGCAGUGCGCGGUCCCGUCCCUCAGCGACUGCCUCCAACCGGGUUUCGAUCACUACCCGAGCUUCUAUUCGAGUAGUUUCCCUUCGGUCUCCUCGAGCUUUCGUCUGGAUGGCUCGCCGCUCUUUAACAGCUAUUUUAUGAGGGGGAGGCACUUGUAUGCCGGCGAGAGGACGUUGCCGUAGACGAACUCAAAUUAAUCAUUAUUUUUGUAUAUAACG